Molecule: messenger RNA, 2130 nt
Organism: Micropterus dolomieu (smallmouth bass)
Lineage: Eukaryota; Metazoa; Chordata; Actinopteri; Centrarchiformes; Centrarchidae
Product: protocadherin gamma-A5-like
Exons: 1
Biological process (GO): homophilic cell-cell adhesion
Cellular component (GO): plasma membrane
Molecular function (GO): calcium ion binding
Source: RefSeq, a predicted model, not a curated record
AUGUCUUUUAUCGGCAGUCAACUCACGAUUAAAUGGCAAGUACGGGCCUUCAUCCUUGCUUUUCUCAUUGACGCGACGGUCUGUCAGAUCCGCUACUCUGUCCCAGAGGAGAUGAGAAAGGGUUCCUUUGUCGGAAAUGUGGCUGAAGAUUUAGGUAUCAACGUUAAAAGACUGAUAUCAGGCGGUGCCCGAAUAGUUAGCGGUGACAGCAGCGAGUAUAUCAGGCUGGAUGUAGACAAAGGGAUUCUAGUCGUGGGAGAAAGAAUAGAUAGAGAGCAGCUCUGCGGGCAGACAUCGCCCUGUAGCAUGAAUUUCGAAAUGAUUUUGACGAAUCCAAUGCAACUACACAGCGUUGUAGUGGAAGUGUUGGAUGUUAAUGAUAACGCGCCCGUGUUUCAUGAGAAGGAAGUGCAUUUAGAAAUAGUGGAGUCUGCUCUUCCAGGAACAGAAAUCUUACAAGAGAGUGCCACCGACCUUGAUGUUGGCAUCAACGCUUUGCACGGAUAUACGUUACAGCCAACAACACAUUUUAAUAUUAAGGUCCUGUCCAGCCCAAAUGGUCAUAAAUAUGCACAGUUGUAUCUUUCUAAUGCUUUAGACCGCGAGAAGGAUGAAAAGCUGCUUCUCAUGCUAACUGCUGUGGACGGUGGUGAACCACAGAGAUCAGGGACACUAAAAAUACAUAUAACUGUGCGAGACACAAAUGACAAUGCUCCGGUUUUCACGCAAUCAAUUUUUAAGGCUUCUGUUAAAGAAAAUGUUCCAAAAGGAACCUUAGUGGUGAUCGUGAGCGCAACAGAUGCAGAUGAGGGGAUGAAUGGGCAUGUUACAUACCAUUUUAAUCGCAUGGCUAGUAAUGUUGCUGAACUGUUUCAUCUGGAUGAAAACAGUGGAGAUUUAACUGUAAACGGUAUGAUUGAUUAUGAAGAGAAUAAAAUAUAUGAGAUAGGUGUCCAGGCGAAAGAUCAAGGUGGACAAAGCACAUCAACAAAAGUAAUAAUUGAAGUGAGGGAUGUGAAUGACAAUAACCCUGUAAUAGCACUGACCUCGUUUUCGAGUGCCAUCCCUGAGGAUUCCCCCAGCGGGACUACAGUGGCGAUCAUUAACGUUAAGGAUCUAGAUUCAGGCAAAAAUGGCAAAGUUGAUUGCUCGAUAAACGACUAUAUCCCGUUCGCAAUCCACUCAUCUCUAAAGAAUUAUUAUACUCUGGUGACAAACGGUGCCCUUGACAGGGAGCGUAAUCCUGAUUACAAUAUCACUUUUACGGCUGUUGAUGAAGGUAGCCCACAACUCUCGACUAACAAGACAUUAACACUUCGAGUAUCCGACGUCAAUGAUAAUGCCCCAGUAUUUGAACAGAGUUGUUAUGAAGCUAACAUCAUGGAGAAUAACUCCCCAGGAUUAUCUGUGUUUUCAGUGAAAGCACGCGACUCUGACUCCGGGCAGAACGCACGCGUGUCUUACCUGCUUAUUGAUACUCAGUUAAAUGGUAACCCCAUAUCCACUUACAUAUCUGUUAACGCAGAAAGUGGAGUAAUACAGGCAGUUCGAUCAUUUGAUUAUGAGCAAAUUAAAACUCUAAAUAUUUUUGUGAAAGGACAGGAUGGGGGUUCCCCGCCUUUAAGCAGCAAUACCACAGUUAAAUUAAAUAUUCAAGACCAGAACGACAACCCCCCUCAGGUUCUGUACCCAGUCCAGACUGGUGGCUCUCUGGUGGCUGAAAUGGUGCCUCGUUCAGCAGAUGUGGGCUAUCUGGUCACUAAAGUGGUGGCUGUUGAUGUGGACUCUGGACAGAAUGCCUGGCUCUCCUAUAAACUGCAGAAAGCCACAGACAGGGCGCUGUUUGAAGUGGGCUUACAGAAUGGAGAAAUAAGAACUAUCCGCCAAGUGACUGAUAAAGAUGCUGUGAAACAAAGACUGACUGUUAUAGUGGAGGACAACGGGCAGCCCUCUCGUUCAGCUACAGUCAUUGUUAACGUGGCGGUGGCGGACAGCUUCCCUGAAGUGCUGUCGGAGUUCACUGACUUUACACACGACAAGGAGUACAAUGACAACCUGACUUUUUACUUAGUGCUGGCUUUGGCUGUAGUUUCCUUCCUCUUCAUCACGUGUUUAGUGGUUAUUAUAUCA